Molecule: messenger RNA, 2282 nt
Organism: Fomitiporia mediterranea MF3/22
Lineage: Eukaryota; Fungi; Basidiomycota; Agaricomycetes; Hymenochaetales; Hymenochaetaceae
Exons: 5
Coding region: 378-2051 (557 amino acids)
Biological process (GO): negative regulation of silent mating-type cassette heterochromatin formation; negative regulation of rDNA heterochromatin formation
Cellular component (GO): Rpd3L complex; Rpd3L-Expanded complex
Source: RefSeq, a predicted model, not a curated record
CUCCCCCUUCACUCUCAGAGGCUGUCCGUUCUGCCGCAUCCUCUUCCUCGACCUCCGCAGCUCGCGCAAAGCGUGCCAAGGACGACGCAGAUGACUUUCACGUCAUCGCAUCGACUUCUCAUCGCAGAACCACCUCCAUCGCGUCUACUACCAACGGUGCCCUCAGCGCGCCCGCACCCACUGCUUCCAAGCGAGCAAAGCGGAAGGGCAAGGAACCCGUAGCUCCUGUCGACGAACCAGCAGACGCAGCUCCACCAGACGCGAUAGAUGAAAAGCCCGUCGACAGUACAACGGACGGAGAGAAAGGCGAUGAGGAUGGAGGAAUCACCCGUUGCGUCUGCGAAAGUCUGGAUGACGACGCGGAUGCUCCAGAUUUCAUGAUUCAAUGCGAUAAAUGCCUGACAUGGCAGCAUGGCCCAUGCAUGGGCUUCUCCCAAGAGAGCGAAAUUCCCGAGGGCGUUUAUUAUUGCGAGCAGUGUAAACCAGAGGAUCAUGUCGAGCUUCUCAGGAAACUAGCUAAAAGGCAACGACAUAGCUCUGAGAAGUCGGCGCAGGUCUCGCAACGCUCUCGGACGUCUCGCUCGCACUCCCCGACACAAUUCUUAAAACAAACAAAGCGCCGAAACACAAUGAACAGUCGUGAUGCCGCAUACGAAGAAAGUAUACAAGAAAUUCUCGAACAAAGCGCGGCGGAAGCCGCGCCCCGUGCUGACACUCCAGCCAAAGAUAGAGCCGAAAGCGUGGCGAAGACGGAGGAGGUCUACGAGGAGAUAAUUGAAAUAGGACCGGGAGGGCGAAAGAAACGGAAAAGACUGGAUGACGACAUGAUGCCAACUAAACGCAAGCGCUCUGCGUCUUUAAUAUCGGAGGAUGUUGGAUCUGCAAUUACUGCACUCGACAAGGCAGACUCAGCCGCGCCGAUCACCACUCCUCUUUUGCCACCACCUGCGCCUACUAAGUCACGUGCUAGACGAGGUGGCCGGAAAAACGCCGCUGCUCAGGAACCCUCUGUGAAUGGCGAAGGCGAAGAUGCGGGGACUUCCACAGCAAAGAAGCAUCCCAAUCAAUAUACAUACCGUGGAAAAAAUGCGAACGGCGUGUCUCGUCGUGCGCCGCAAUCAGCAACAAGCCAAGGUCAACAGACUAUAAGCACACAUGAGCAUGGAACUCGCAGAAAUGCUAGUAAUGCGGCCAACGGCGGGAGCGGCUCUGGUGGAAGUUCAAGAAACAACCACAACGCAUAUUACAAUAAUGUCCAAUUGCCUAUGUUCGCAAGCUGGGGUCUCCCAGAUUACCUUGCCCACCUCCAGUCGAUACUCCCUUCCGAGAUUCCGCCAGCGUUACAGAUUCGCGGUGCGACGAGCUUUCUUAAGGAAGAAACUAGCGAAACGACCACCAGUGGCACGGUGGAGAACGCCAAUUCGCAAUCAAACGCGCGUGGAUCUAUGGGACCGCCGCCUAAUGAACCUACCGAUUUGCAGGCUGCCCAGAUGGCAAGCGCGUUGGCGAGUGCUACAGAAUCUGUCACUGAGCGUGGCGUUAAAGUAAAAUGGCCUGCAAAGCGGAUGAGCGUUGCUGAUAUGAAUAAGCGAGUGCGAGCUCUUGUGGAAUGGGUGGGGCGCGAACAGGCACUUGCGCUUGAUAGAGAACGGAGAAAAGCAGCACUUGAUAAUGCUUUACAAGUACAUUUAGAGAAAGUUCGUUUGGACUCGACUAUAACGACUACUGCUGAGGCGGCGGAAAGUGCAAAAGCAAACGGCGACGACGUCCCUGAGGAGCCAUCCGCGAUGUCUGUUGACGACACAGCGCCUACCACUAAUGAGCCUGAGAGGGAUAAAAUUACUACAGCAGCACUACCACCACUAGAAUCGGAUCGCUUAGAAACGCCAAGACUAUCAUUCGCCGCAUGUCUCAACUCCUCUUCCACGACACGUCCGUCGACGUCCAAAAUGAUGGAGGAGCUCAUGGAAGAAUUGAUCAGUUUCCAGGAGCGAUUUGGUCCGAGUGCAAAGGGCCAGGCAAGGGAUCGACGUGUUGUUGCAUUGGCAUAGCAUAUAUGCGUGUGCUUUGUCGUUUUACUUGUCCCCGCCACCCACAUCACUAGUUUCAACGGAGUUUUGUAUCCAUUUUCCUUUAUCAUGGUUGCGCACAUCCCCUUAUCCCAUUUCGUCCUCAGCUUCCAGUUUUCUGUCUCUUUCCAUUGCUGUCCUAUCAGGCUAUUUUUUGUGCGUUUUCUCUACUAUCGACCAUGAUGACUUUUUUAUUUGUAUGUGAUGUACCCG